AAGGGAAAGAGAGAGAGAGAAGGAUAUAAAAGGAGAGGGGGUGAGUGAGAGGGCUGGGCGAGCGGGUGGGAAAGGCGAGCGAGAGAGACUACUCGAGGCAGGCGGGCGUAUUGAUUCCCGCGUGGCGUUAUACGGCGAGGUGAGAAAGCUGCGAGCGGAAGAUUCCUCCUGCUUCCUUCGCCGACAAGGAGAAACGGCAAGAGAAGAGAAAGAGAGAACAAAAGUAUCUCGUAAUUGGAAUCAAUCGAGUGGGCUAGUUGCACCGAGGAAUACGUACGAUCGCCGACUCUCUUACGAGAUUCUCCGGAAGGAGAAGAGAGCUUGACACGUGGACAAGAAUGAAAGAAUCUGUGAAACACUGGUCGUGCAGCGACACGUCGGUCCUUCACGCGAGAAAUGCUUUUUAGAAGGAAGAGGGCAUGACGCACCGAACUCAUGCAGUGGCGAAAACACGUGCGCAUCAAGUACGGUGGUCGAGUCGGUGUCGGUCAAGGACAGCAGGAUCGGGAUCAGGUGCAGCUGCAGGUGCGCGUGGUGCAGCUGCAGCGGGAACGGGGCGCACGACUCAGCUACGUCUGUCAUCAGCCUCAACUCUCGUCUACGGCUCGCCGCGAUUGCAGUGCAGCAGCCAUGCUCUGCUGCGGCCGGAGGAAAGAGGGCCGGGGGGAAGUGACAGACAUAAGCGCAAGUCCUGGGAGGCAAGCUCCUACCAACCAGUUGCGCCCCAAGGAACCACCAUCUUUGGUCAUCCAGGGAGACUUCCGAAAAAUAAGCGGGAUCAGUUCGGACAUCUUCAAGCAGAUCGAAACGGUCGAGAACGAUCAUGACGCCUCGACGGCAGCGGCCCUCGAAGCUGUUGAACGAAGGGGUGACAUGGUCGUUCGCGUCAUCGAGCCCCGACAAAUGGGCAGACAAGUGUCCGAAGCGGCAAAGAAAUUUAUCGCGAUGCAGGAUCCUAAACACCCCAUCCACCUUGUUGAGAUAAUUAAAAGGCCGGGACAGACGCUUGGCUUAUAUAUACGCGAAGGUAAUGGCGUGGACAGAAACGACGGCGUCUUCAUCUCAAGGAUAGCAUUGGAGACAGCCGUCUAUAACAGCGGCUGCUUGAAGGUAGGCGACGAGAUCCUCGCGGUAAAUUUAGUGGACGUGACGCACAUGAGCCUGGACGAUGUCGUUAUCAUUAUGUCGAUACCAAGGAGGCUCAUUCUCUCGACCCGACACGGUCCCCAUCAAGCUGUCUCUCAUAGUCGUCAGACCGAGCACAAAGCACCACCGGUCGUAGUGAUCAAGAGGGAACUGAACGAAGACGAGAGCGACCACGCUACGAGCAAUCAUGUCAGGGAUAGCAGUCGCAGACGAGGCGACGGACGGGAGAUGUUACCCUCCCGAUCGCAACUAGGCCUUACGGGUUUGGGAUCGAGUCAAGAUUUGGGUUCCAGUAACGGCGAUCUUUAUUACAAUUCGAGACCGGAAGGACAUUGGUCUUAUCAACCGCCACCACCGCCGGUUAUCACCCAUCAACCGAAACCUGCCACCGCACAACAUUUUCAACCUUACGAGCGUGGAUAUCCGAAGACUUUGGAGAGUCUGGCCGAGAAAGAUUUUACGAAGGUACACUCCUUCUAUACCGGGCCAGUGAUGCCCUCGAACGAUGGACGUCGAAUGUCCACCGGUGGCGGAAUGCAAUCGGUCGCAGGAAGAUUGUCAGGGCAGAGCCAGUCCUCUCAUUACGGUUACUCUCAGCAUACCGGAAGUGGAAGGAUCAUUCCAAGAAGCGGUUCGGAUCAACAUCUACCGCGCGUCGAUUACACGAGCAUAACGAUGCCGGCUCGUCACACUCUUCUAAGAUCGAGCUUAAAAUCUGGAACGUCGGCAUUGCGAUACAACACCAGAUACGGGACCCAAGCCGACACGCCAUCGAUCACACCAAGACGAAAUCCGGUUGGUACUUUGACUAGGAGACACAGACCAUCCUUGGAUUAUGCUUCCGAUACCGAGGCCACGUGUUCGAGUUCACCGAAAUCUGCCUACUACUAUUACAGACACAAUAUGAAUAAUCCACCAUCGAGCAGUGCCGUCUCACACCUUGCCACCCUAUCGAGAUCGCAAAUUGGUCAGGGUAUGGCGGGAUUGAGAUCGAACUCUUUGCCCCGAAGUGGUAGAACGUUGCCGCAACAGCCAGGCAUCAGGUCGGGUCUCAGUACGGUGGCAUCGGGAUUGAUCGAUCAGGAAGACAGCGACGGUGCUUUGUCGGCCCCGGAAUUGCCUUCGAUUAGACGGGAUAGGGGUAGGAUACCGUCGUCGCCUAGCGUAUUCACUUCCGACGAAUAUCGAGCGUGGUUGAGCAGAACGCCUAGCACGAGCGCACUGUACGAGCAGAUCAGGGCCACCACGAACCGACCACCGCGUUAUACCUAUAGCGCUGAAAAUAUUCACGCGGCGGCCAGUCAAGGCGAUUAUGGUAGUUACGGGACAUACAGACCACUCUCUAGUACGUUGGAUCGGCUCUCAACGAGAUCUGCCUCGGCACAACAAGUUAAUUUGGCGAAUUUAAGAGCGUCGACGGCUAUUAGUUCGACGUGUCAUCGGGGUACAGGCAAUCCUAGGCCGGCAUCGGUGGCUACAAGCGCACGUUCCUCCUUGGCAAGUCAAAAACCGUCGUUAGGAAGCUCAGCGAGUCAAAGGGCGACGUCAGUUAGAAGAAUUAGAAACUUAUUAGACCUCGAAUCUACGAGAAGUAUACCGACCCCCACACCUACCAGAACUCAGGAUCAAAGACUGCUAGAUAUUAAUCCUGCAGAGUUCCUCAAGUAUAAGAUAGAAAAGCCACCGACAGUGGGUACUCCGAGUUCGACCAGUUCCCUCUUGAGUUCGCUCGGGGAGACCAGCGGUGGUGAUCUGGCAGGUGGGGUCAGUGGAUUGCUCUGGGUACACCUGUUAGCGGGUCGCGGCCUUCGUUCGACUACAACCUCCUCGGCAGCAACUACGCCCUCAACGCCAUCGGGUCAGCCUAAUUUAGCUAGUUGUGGCCUGAGAGACUUAUAUUGCGUACUGGAGUGUGACAGAGUGCACAAAGCACGGACCGUCGUGCGAACGGGCGAUUUGAUGUUCGAUUGGGACGAAACCUUCGAGCUGGAUCUCGUAGGAAAUCGGCAGCUGGAUCUGCUCGUGUAUUCUUGGGACCCACAAUAUCGGCACAAACUCUGUUAUAAAGGAUCGGUACACUUGGCGACUUUGCUCAAGGAAGCGGCGGUGCAUCAGUUGGCGGUUAAAGUCGAACCUCGAGGUACAAUCUAUUUAAGACUGCGAUAUACCGACGCCCAGCAGACUUUUAGACGCAGGGGAUUACCAGUUAUAUCCCUCGCUACCAGAGUAGCGCCUUUGUUCGGAGUUGAUCUCGAUACCGUUGUUAGUCGAGAGUCAAAGACUGGAGGAGUUCCCGGUGGUGUUUCCACGGCACUAGCAAUGGGAGUUCCAAACGUACCGAUAAUAGUUUGGCGAUGCGUCGAGGAGGUUGAAAGGAGAGGCUUGGAUAUUAUAGGCUUGUAUAGACUUUGUGGCUCGGCAACUAAAAAGAGGAUAUUAAGAGAAGCUUUUGAACGAAACGCACGAUCGGUCAAUCUGUCGCCCGACAAUGUACCAGACAUAAACGUUAUCACGGGCGUACUGAAAGAUUAUUUACGUGAACUUCCGGAACCCCUCUUUACUAAAUGUCUCUAUCAAAUGAUGGUCGAUGCGCUAGCCGUUUGUUUGCCCGACGACCCACAAGGCAACGCUAAACUUAUGUUCAGUAUAUUGGAUUGUUUACCUAAAGUUAACAGAUGUACGUUGAUUUACUUAUUGGACCACUUGGCAAUGGUCGUUUCUCAAUGCAACAAAAUGUCACCAGCGAGUUUGGCCGUUUGUUUUGGACCAGUACUCAUGUUACAUUCGGAAGAAGGUGGUCCUCCGUUGGAUUUCCAACAGCCGAUCGCUGUAUUGAAAUAUCUUUUGGAAAUAUGGCCAAUUAAGUCAGUUCGGAAGACUUCUUCAGUCGGUUCAGCGCUUCCUCGAGUUACGCCAGCAAUCGAGCACAGCAACAAUCAGCAGCAAGUGGAGCAGCAGCAUCAUCAUCAACAGCAACAGCAGCAGCAGCAGCAGCAGCAGCAGGUUCAGCAACAGGUACAACAACAGGUACAGGGAACAUUGGGACGAACAGGGCUGCUUUGGCAGCAGCCACCCUCACUUCAUCGUCCACCCCAAACUACAGCAGCCGAAGCCCUCGCACCCUCCAUUCGUCCGCCUCCGCCGCCGCCAAUCAAGCCUCGACAGGUGAUAGUCUCGUCUCCCGGUUCACCUAGCAGCGAGGAGUCGGAAGCCUCGCCGGAGCCGAUUGACAAGAGCCUCCUGGGGGGUUUGGGAUUUGAGAAGGUCGGGGAAACUGCUACAACGACGGCUGGCUCGAGUGUUGGCUCGAUCAUAGCGGGUGCGGGUGCGGGUUCGGGUGUGGGCGCGGGCGCGAGGGCGAUCGCGACCGAACAAAUGACGCCUACGAGCAGCGUCGACACGGAGGAAACCCGUAUCUUGGAAGAGCCCGAGAAAGGUGUCGAAGGAGACGUCGAGGCAAGCGACGACGAUCGCCAUCAGCAACAGCAACAGCAACAGCAACAGCAACAGCAACAGCAACAGCGACAACAACAGCAACAGCAACAACAACUUCCGAAAACGAGCCAUUAAUUAGGGGUGGUUGCGAGCGGAAACCAUCGAACAUUGACGAGAUGCGUCGCGCAGUGAGUAAACGGAAUGAGCGCGAGUGAGAACCAUGCUUCGUUCGAGCAAAUAAUAGACUAGCCGUAUAAAUAGAAUACAAAUAAAAUAACACCGUGCUCGUAACGGA
This is a messenger RNA of Vespula pensylvanica (western yellowjacket), 4876 nucleotides long. RefSeq names its product rho GTPase-activating protein 100F-like (gene RhoGAP100F). Gene Ontology annotation, biological process: signal transduction. Lineage: Eukaryota; Metazoa; Arthropoda; Insecta; Hymenoptera; Vespidae. Gene Ontology annotation, molecular function: protein binding. The record is from RefSeq and is a predicted model, not a curated record. The transcript is spliced from 22 exons. Bases 436 to 4716 code for a protein of 1426 amino acids.